This is a messenger RNA of Brassica rapa (field mustard), 1863 nucleotides long. Its product is annotated as U4/U6.U5 tri-snRNP-associated protein 2. Gene Ontology annotation, biological process: mRNA processing; spliceosomal complex assembly; protein deubiquitination. Gene Ontology annotation, molecular function: zinc ion binding; cysteine-type deubiquitinase activity. Lineage: Eukaryota; Viridiplantae; Streptophyta; Magnoliopsida; Brassicales; Brassicaceae. The record is from RefSeq and is a predicted model, not a curated record.
UAGAACAAGAAGGCCCAACAAGAAACAUAAAAGCCUGAUUCUCACUAUUACAGAUCUCUAAAGCGAGCCAAGUUCUUGAUGCUCGAGUAGAUUCGAGUUUGCUAAUUCGAAGUAUAGGGCGUUUGUUUCGUAAGGGAGAUACAGAGGAUGAAAAGUGAGAGAGAAGAAGUCAAGAACGGUGGUGUUGAGGAGGAGGAAGAGAGAGAGCUGAAGCGGAAGAGAGAGAAGGAACAGUCUCCACCACUGGAUGAGCUCGAAGACGACGCCUUUAAGGGUCGUGGGAAGCAUUCUCGCAACGUCGAAGUUCGUCGCGAUUGCCCUUACCUCGAUACCGUCAACCGUCAGGUCUUGGAUUUUGAUUUCGAGAGGUUCUGCUCUGUCUCCUUGUCGAAUCUGAACGUGUACGCGUGUCUCGUCUGCGGGAAGUACUUCCAAGGGAGGAGCCAGAAGUCUCAUGCUUAUACGCAUAGCUUGGAAGCAGGACACCACGUUUACAUCAAUCUUUUGACGGAGAAGGUGUAUUGUCUUCCUGAUAGCUACGAGAUCAAUGACCCUUCUUUGGAUGACAUUCGACAUGUCUUGAAUCCAAGGUUUAGUAGGGCACAGGUAGAGGAACUUGAUAGGAAUAAGCAGUGGUCUAGGGCUCUUGAUGGCUCUGACUAUCUUCCCGGAAUGGUGGGGUUGAACAACAUACAGAGGACAGAGUUUGUGAAUGUUACAAUCCAAUCGUUGAUGAGAGUUACUCCUUUAAGGAACUUCUUCCUUAUCCCUGAGAAUUAUCAGCACUGCAAGUCUCCUCUUGUUCACCGCUUUGGGGAACUCACUCGUAAGAUUUGGCAUGCUCGAAACUUUAAAGGACAGGUGAGUCCACAUGAAUUCUUGCAAGCUGUCAUGAAGGCCAGCAAGAAACGGUUCAGGAUAGGCCAACAAUCUGAUCCAGUAGAGUUCAUGUCGUGGCUGCUCAACACUUUGCAUAUGGAUCUUAGAACUUCAAAGGACGCCAGCAGUAUCAUCCAUCAGUGCUUCCAGGGUGAGCUGGAGGUUGUGAGAGAGUAUCAAGGCAAUGAAAGCAAAGAAAUAUCCAGGAUGCCUUUUCUGAUGCUUGGGCUAGAUUUGCCACCGCCUCCUCUUUUCAAAGAUGUCAUGGAGAAAAACAUUAUUCCGCAGGUUGCUCUAUUUGAUUUAUUGAAGAAGUUUGAUGGAGAAACUGUGACAGAGGUGGUUCGCCCUAAGCUAGCCAGAAUGAGAUAUCGAGUUACCAAAUCUCCUCCGUACUUGAUGUUCCAUAUGGUUCGGUUCAAGAAGAAUAACUUCUUCAAAGAGAAGAAUCCUACAUUGGUUAACUUCCCAGUGAAGGACAUGGAGCUGAGGGAUUACAUACCAUCACUGCCUACUGCUGCAGAAGGCGGGAAGGUUUCUUCCAAGUACAAUCUAAUCGCUAACAUUGUGCAUGAUGGUAAGCCUGAGGAUGGGUACUUCAGGGUCUUUGUGCAGCGCAAGUCACAAGAGCUAUGGUACGAGAUGCAGGAUUUGCAUGUUGCAGAAACACUUCCGCAAAUGGUAGAACUAUCGGAAGCAUACAUGCAGAUAUAUGAGCUGCAGGAGGAAUAGAGCUGCAGAAAACAAACUUACUCAUUGCUUUAAGUGUUAGUUUCCAGGUUUCUUCUUGGAUUGAGGACUGAGAUUAGAAACUUGUUUCACAGCUUUUUGGAGACAAACUUGAUCGUCUUAAUUUAAGGAGAAAACGUGUAGUAGCUAUGGAUAUGUCAUAUUGAAGGGAAAACGAAAAUAUGAGUUUUGGCCCUUCGGGAACAGCUUUAUGCAUCAUUUUGAGAUUUUAAACAGUUUGACAAAAAAAAAACA